Molecule: messenger RNA, 4527 nt
Organism: Ectocarpus siliculosus
Lineage: Eukaryota; Phaeophyceae; Ectocarpales; Ectocarpaceae
Source: the annotation of a GenBank genome assembly
AUGCCGGUCAAGGUCAUCUACCGCAGACCUUCGAAGGUGCGCCGGCUUCUUCUCCGCGUCCGAGUGUCAUCCCUGACCCUCCGCCUCGCGGACGCGGCCCGCCUCAAGAAGGUCGGGACCGGUGCCGAGGUUCUGGGCAGCACGAUGCCGUGGGGACUCGACCCGCCGCGGGGCCACCCCAUCCUGGCGCUUCGCCUCGACGGUGCCAUGCUCGCGAUGGUCGUGCGAGAGGGGAGGAUGACCGAGGGGGCCAUCACGCUGACGGUGGCGUCGAUCCGGGCGGAGGGUUCGGACGCGGGCGUCGACAAGGCCAGGGGCGUCAUGCUGCCGAUCCUGGCCGUCUCGCCCGGCAGGCCGCCCGCCCGACGCGGUAGCAAGAGCAGCGACGACGGCCACCGCCGUACCGGAGGAGGUGGCGAAGGCGAGGCACGCGCGAACACGGCUGACGACAGCUUCGCCGCCGACAUCGGAGAAGCGUCUUCUUCGGUUGCCGGCGGAGGAGGCGGAGGCCCCUCGUCUCCGCAGCCGAUUCCGCCGGGGGCCCCGCAGCAGCAGCAGCAGCCUUCGGCGUCACCCGCCAGGGGGCUGGAGAUCUCGGCCAAGUGGACCCUGGAGCCCCUGCACGGCGGAGGAGGAGGAGGCGGCGGCGGGAGCCACGCCCCUGCCCGGCGGCGGAGCCGCCGCGGCAGCAUCGGUGCUACCGCCAACAGCGGGGGGGGGGGGCGGGUUGGGGUGCGGGAGGCGGGGGGAGAGGUCGGCGUGGGCCUGGUGAAGCGAUCGAUGGAUAUCCGUGUGGGUAGGCUGGAGCUCUGGCCGGACCCGCCUGUUCUCGGCCGCAUCUCCCAUCUAAUCAGGGCCACCGUCGGCGCGAAGGAUCUGUCGCGAGGCCUCUCCCGGCGCGAGCGCGUGCGACAGUUCCGGCGGGAGCGGGGGCUGAACGAGCGACCCCCUGGCGGGGAGGGCGCCGUGUGGCCGCCCGUCGACGACCCCAUGGAGGAGCUCACCGAGCUGGUGUGGCCAUCGUCGGAGCUACCGGCGCUGGAGGUCAACAUGUCGGUGGACGAGGCGGCCUGCCUGCUCUCGUUCCACGGCCGGCCGCUCUCCGAGCUCCAGCUCCGGAGGGGGCUCACGAUCGGAGUCGAGACGUUCCGGCAGGGGUUGGGCCGUCGCGCGAUGGAGUGCCGCGGCCUGCUUCGCGGGCUUCUCCUGUGGGACAGGACCGGCUCGGCGUCCGGAGAGCUCGCGUGCAUAAUCAGCAGCCUCGAUGGGCCCCACCCCUCCGCCCUCAAGCCUGCUACGGCUGCCGCCGCCGCGACCGCGCCGCCGCCGGCCUCUGCUCCGGUGGAGGGUUCUGCUGCUGAUGCCGAGUUUCUGGAGGGGGGAGACAGGGCGGCGUUUUUGCUGCCGAGGGGGUCGGCGGAGGCGGGGAACCGGGGGGUUGAGCUGCAGUGGCUGUUCACUGGGAGGAUCAGCGAAGCCGAGGCGCGAGCAGACCGCGAGGCGAGGGGGAUCUCUUCGGCCGGCCCCGUUGUCGAAGGCGUCGCCGCAAGGGAGGGGACGCCCGGAAGGGAGCCCCGCCCCCCGAUCCUCAGGGCCAGAUUCUCCGCCGCGCGGGUGGUGUACCUGCAGAGGUUCACAAUGGAACAGAUCCCCCGGCUCUGCCUCUUCCGGCCACCCCUGCGCCGACGCCUACAACCCGCCGCCGGAAACCCCACCACCCCCUCCGAGGACACAAGAAGUGGCGACUCGCCGUCCGCGGCGGCGUUACCGCCGGGCACCGCCGCUCAGGCCUCAGGGAAGCGGAGGGGUCGCGCCCUGGGAGUGGGCCUUGGGGAGGGCGGGAUGGGUGGCGACGACGGGGACGGGGGGAGGGACGGGGAAGGGGCGGAGUGGGAAGAGGGCGAGCCCACGGACUUCGUGUACACGGGGCUCUUCCCCGGAGAGGCCAAGGGCUGGGGCGGACGGGAGGGGGAGGAGGAGGAGCCCGUGCUGCUGCUGUUCGAGGACGAGGCCGUGGAAGAUGGACAGGCCCUUGAACGCCUGGUCGCCCGCGAAUCGGAGCUCAUGUCCCAGGAGGACCAAGAGAGCGCGGCGGAACGUAAGACCAGGGCGGAGCUCGUCACCGCGGAGGCGGCCUUGAGCGUAGCCGAAAAGCACCAGCAGCAGCUGGAGGCAGCCGCCGCCGCCGCCGCCGCCACCGGUGGCGCCGACGGGGGGACGGGGGACGGGGGUCGCGUGUCCGCGGUGAUGGACGUCUUCAACCAGGUGAACCGAGUGGGGGACCUGAAGCUCUCUCUUGACGAGAGGGUGGAGACGCUGAAGCGCGUGAGGUCGCGGCUUGGGUCGGUCCGGCGGGAGGCCAACGCGGAGAGGACGGCGCAGUCGGAGAAGGCCCGCUUCGAGGCACACCGGCCCAGCAGGGUCCCACCCGCCCCUUCGCGCUUCGACAUGGUGGCCAGCGGCGUCACGAUUCGCUCUUACCGCUCGGCGAGCCUCGUCGCGGAGGACCUCUCCCUGCGUGCGUGGAUGGUGGUGGCAACGCCCCUGCGCCCCUGGUGCGGCGGGGGCGCCGCGAAAGAGUCCGGGAUGUUUCCGGGGGUGUGGGACUCGCUCGGUUUCCUGCCCAACAGGGACCCCAUGUUCGCCAAGGAAGCUCUGGACGUGACCGUCCUCAUCGACGAGCUCGACGCCAGCCUGACGCGGUCCCAGUACUCCACCAUCAUGAGCAUCGUCAUGGACAACUUCCCCGAACCUUGGUCCAUCUGCCCCCCGGUCAUCGAGUGGCCGAAGCGGGACCCGGAGGUGUCGCAAGGGGUGUGCAGGGACCCUCUCGAGGGGCGGAGGACGGCUCAGUCCGUGCCGGUGUAUGCACGUCGGUUACGGCUGACGGUUUCCGAGAACGAGGAGGCGUAUUUCUUCGCGCCCAACGAGGAACCGCUGGACCAUCACAGGAGGGACUGGGUGUCGAAGAGGCGGGCCGAGGAAGCGGCCUCCAGGAGAAAGCUCUCGGCGGUGCCGGCGGUGGCGAACGGCGACGGCGGAGAGCAAAACGCCUUCGACGACGCUCUUCCCGGAGACCACUACGACGACGACAACGCGUCCUACGAUCUGGGAGAUGAUGUCGUCGGGGACGAGGAGGCGGACGUCGAAGAAGGCUCGCACGCGAGCGGGGCAAGCGGCAGCGGCGGCGGCGGCGGCGGCGGUAUCGGUGGGCUGGAGCAGGAGAUCCAGGCCUUGGCCGGAAACCUGGACGGCUUUUCGGACGAGGGGCGGCUUGACCCCCCCCCCCUGCGGCCCCCUCCCCGCCCGAUCGCGGCGAUCGACUUCCGCGAGUUCUUCCUGGGCUUCGACAAGAAGUGGAUGGCCGGCGGGGUCGCCCUCGCCUGCGGCGCCGGGUCGAUCUCCAUCCGGGACCUCAGCGAGAGCGGCGGCGGUGGAGCGGCGGCUGCGGCGGCGGCGGCGGCGGCGGCGGGCGGAGGUUUGCCCGGGGAAGACGAAGACGAUAACGCCAAAGGCGGCGGUGGCGGCGGCGGCGGGUUCUCGUGGUCCGCGAAGGAGGAGGACGGGGUCGAGCUCGUCAGCCCCCUCGUCUGGAGGGGCGGAGGGGACGGCGGACGAGAAUCGAGACACCCCGGGUGGGGGUUCGGGUACAACGGCCCAGACCCCAGGGUCGGCUUCGAGCCGCAUGUCUGGUACGACAUGCGCAUGGCGACGGACUACAAGCGGUGCUCCGUCUUCCUGUCCGACGUCCGGGUGGUCGCCCUCGCCAGGGGGCUGUCGGGCCUGAAGAGCUUCUUCUUGGAACCGGUCCAGGAGUUCCGCGAGCGAGACCGGAUGCUCCGGCCCCACAGAUACGUGGAGGUUCGGCCUAACAACACCGAUGUGGAGGUGGUGCUGGCAAACGCGUACAUCUGCUUGCCGGAGUCGCAGUGGGACUGCUACGCCCAUGCCGGUGGCGGUAGAGGCGGAGGUGGAGGGGGUCCGGCCGUGGUGGCCCACGCGGACUUGACACUCACGCAGCAGUGGCGAGGCAUGCCGCAGACGGGACCGGGUUCUUCCCUCCUCUCGGCGACGGCGCUCGCGACCUCCGUGUUCCUCGCCCCGCUUUCGGACCCCUCCCCGCCCCCGGCGGGCGAGGCCCUGUCCCUCGUCACCCCGCUGCUGGCCUCCAUACGCCUGGAAACCGUCACCGCUGCCCCGUCCUGGCGGAUGGCGGGGCCGGCGGAGCGCUGGGCCGGCAUGCAGGGCGGGGAGCGCACCAAGGCCGGGCGCAAGCUGGCGGCAGCAGCGGCGGCCACCGCCGCCGCGGCCGAAUCGGCGCCGAUUCCGCCGCGCGGGGCGGAGCCGGAGGCGCCGGAUUCGUCCGAGAAGGCCGCGGUUGCGGCGGCGGACAUGCACGAGACGGAGGCAACGCAGCGUUCGUGCAGGCGUCGUCUUGAGAGUUUGGUUCUUAACCUGAGUCGGCGGGGGGGGGGGGGGGGGCCGACAGGGGUGUUUCCGGGAAAGGGGCCCCCCGGGGAACUUUUG